Paramuricea clavata is the source of this 6885-nucleotide messenger RNA. Lineage: Eukaryota; Metazoa; Cnidaria; Anthozoa; Malacalcyonacea; Plexauridae. The record is from the annotation of a GenBank genome assembly.
GACAAAGUUCGACAGUUUAUAGCUUUUACUCAGACCGAUGAGAAAUCAGCAAUUUUCUGUUUAAGUCAACAUGAUUGGAGGUUGGAUGUCGCCUCAGAUCAGUUUUUCCAACAUCCUCAUCGAUACAUGAAGGAGUCAAAGACAACAGUUGAUAAGAAAAAAUUACAGCAUUUGUUUGAGCGAUACAAAGGUACUUAGUAUUUUGUCCUUGUAAUUUAUAUUUGUGUGACAUCAAUUUGAAUUAUUUAUUGUGAUUGACUUUUCUAUGUACAUUUGUAUAUGUUGUAGAAAAUACUACUUAAUAUUUAGCAGCAUAGCAUUUAUAUUUUCUACUUUAAUAUGCAAUAGUUUACUUUCACAUUAUAAUUAUGAUAGGCUGAAAGUGCCAAUUAUCAAGUUAAAUAUUAACCAAUGUACAUGAAUGCAUAUAUAAAUGUUCCAUAAAUGUGUAUGUGCUGAAAAGAUCUUGUUCACCUUGAUGACAAUUUUACAGUUGAUCCUAAUGCUGCUGCAUUGCAAAUUGUAGUAUCAUGACACGAGUCAACCUAUAUUAAAUGGACACCCUUAGCGAAUCAUACUUCAUACUGAAUAUUAUCUGUACUGGUGAACAUGACUUCUGUUACGUCUGCAAAUCAAACCCUAACUUCUAGUGAAAUGUUGAAAAAAUAAAGAAGUUCUAUCCGUUGAACAGAGAUUUUUUGUGCCUUUCUGUCCCUGUUUAUGUGUGUGCAUUCACUCAGUAGAGGUUUCUAUAUACUCUAUCAAUAAAAUUUUAUGUAAAAUUUUAUUUAUGGUUCAGAUGAUACUUUACAUAUAGUCUGCUAAAGACAUGGUGUCUGCUUAAUGGUUGGACUAUAAUUUAGCCAAUAUUCCAUGUAUUGAAUGGAUAUAAUCAUCCAUUGAUCAUGAUCAUAACAGGAACAGAUAUAUACAGAGCUGCAAAUUUACUCAUGAAAAACAAAUUAAUUACAAUUACAAUAACUUGCUGCAAAAGGUAAUUAAUUCCAAUUACAAAUACAUUUUUUUAUAAAUAAUCACAUUUACAGAAUUACCUUGCAAGAAUGUAAUUAAUUAGAGAUUCCAUAAUAUUAUAGAGCUUCAGUAGUGCGAUUGUCAGAGCAAGUGCCUUUCUCCCCAGAGAUUGUGGCUUCAAUUCUAAAACUGUCUGUACCAGUGUAGGUAGUACCAAUGUGAAAAUGCUGUGCUGAGUGGUUAUAUUACUACCUUAAAAAAUAAGCAGAUCUGCUUAUUUUUUAAGGUAGUAAUAUAACCACUGGGUUCGAUUCUCACUAUGGACUCAUGCAUGACACUUAUGUGAAAAGAGUCCGUCAAUGCUCGAAAGUCGUGGGUUUUCUCUGGCUAUACUCCAGUUUCCUCCCACAGGGAAUGUUGACAGGGUGGGUUGGGAAUGUCCCCCUAACUCACCUUUCCAUCGUAGCUGUGCUGUGUGAUCAGACAUGAGUUAUAAGAUGGCUGCCAUAGGCAUCCUAAGAAAGCCUUUGACUCGAUCAGGUUAAGCUGUGUCCCUCGUAAUUCAGCUUAACUCUUACUUAAUAUUAAUAAUGUGAAUCUUGUGCCAAACAUAUUUCUCAAGUAAAAAUAAGCAUGGUUGAAUGAUGGAAAUUAGGUAUUAUUUCAAUAAUUGCUAACCAAAAUUGCCACUGAUUCGAAGAGAAAAUUUUAAAUCAAAAUAACAAAACUUUAAGGUAUGGUAGAAGCAUUGAUGGAGAUGAGAUGAAAACGUACUUAGAACCUUUUUUUUUCAUUUUGAUGGUUUUUUUAUAUUUUUUCUCAGUUAUUACAUGUCAAACAUUACAAAGAUGUUACAAUUGUAAUGAGUACUCACAGCCCUGCAGAUAAAAAUGGUGGCAACUGCAGAUACUACCAGAAGGAAUACAAGGAAGUUCUCUUUGUAUUUCCAGGUAGUUGCAUCUCUAUCAUUUUGAAGCUUUCAAUUUAUUAGAUAGAAUAUGCUGUUUUUUUGCUCAUGAUCACCAAGUAUUUAAUUCAUAACUUACAAUAAAUCAUGUUUAAACCAGCUGUUAAGUUGCAUUGUGCCUCAGCUAGCUAAUGCACCUUACUUUAUUAAUAUUCUUUAUACUCUGUGAAAUGCACCAUCAAAUGAUUUUAUUCAUGACGUCAAGAGAGCUGGUGCUCAGUAUAUUUGGCUGAUCAGACUAUCCUCCAUUGAUGUGUCUAGUAGUUCACCCAUCAAUUUGCAUUGUGCCAUAAUGUGCCCUACCAUACUUAAUUAUUUAUUAUUUUACUAUGUCUAAAAUGCCAGACAAUUUUAUGUGUCAAAAUUGUUGCAUUUUGCAUGUCCAGAUUUAAUUUUUCAAGUUCUGGCUGGAUUUCUGUCUGGCUGUAACUUCUAACAUCAGUUUCAUAAUUCCGAUUUAGGUAUAGGUACAUACUAGGUAGGUUUGAAAAAAUAGUUUUUGAAAAUCAUUUUUGCUUCACAUUAAACAGCAAUGGCCAUGAGUGUUAUCAAAUGAAAAUUCCUGUAGGAAUUCCUAUAGCCAUAGGAACUGAAAAUGUUGAAAAAAAUUCCUAUAGUAAUUGAAUGAACAGAUAAUUUAAUACAAAUUAUGCAAUACCUCAAUUUUGGCUAUUUAGCUGUACAUACAAUGUUAAGUGUAGAGUUAACGCAAAAGAUUUAAUGACAACUUUAUUGUUUAAUAAAUAUUUAAUUGACGACGUUUGCCACAAGAGCUCUACGGCUCAUCUAUACGGUAGAUGGUUCACUUCACUUUAUACAUAUUAUUAUACAAUAAAAAUGCACAGUGUCACACAAUUCUGUCAGACACAUAAAAACGAAUCACAAACAAAAACUAAGUAAGGUAUCUGGCAAACAGAUUCAAAUGUGAGGGUAUGGAAGCGUUCUGAUUCUUUGAUAAAAUUUUGAACAUAGUAAAAGAUUUGUACAUUUUAAUCCUCUGAAAGUAUUGAGGAUCGAUCCAAGAAUAUAUCUGAUACGUACAUAUUAAUGAGAUUACUACGCGAGAGCGGAUGUGAUUACAUUUGGUGGGUUUAAGGUAAAUCAUCAAACUUUGACAAGAUGACUUUUGAGUUUACUUAAAAUAAUUGAAGAAUUUUACAAUGCUCAUUUUCUUCAGUUUUGAUGGUUAAUAAACUCAAAAUCGGCUAGGUAUGGAAUGGAAUGGUAUGGUAUGGUGUGGUAAAACUAUAUUUUAACAGGGUAGCCCAUUCGGCACAUGGCUUCCAUAGGGGCCCUGUGAUUUAAAAACUACUAUAAAUUAUACUGAUGUUAAAAAAAAAUGUAAAUCAAUGAAAAUCAUUCCACUUGGCCGUCUAUUGAAAGAAACGUCGUUACAACUUAGUCAAUUAGCUAUCUUUCACAGAGGGACACUCUUCGCUACCUCCUCCCCUUCCAGUUGUGUCAGCCACUGCAUUCGAAUUGCGGCUUAGUUGACCACGAAACACUUUACAAUGCUUUGUAGAACCCGGAGAUGAAGACAAGAUCAUGGCAGAGGGUGUUGGCAGAUUUUGUGAAGAUUUAAAUUUAGAUCCUAUUAGUAUAAAAGUACUGUUAAUUGCUUGGAAAUUCAAAGCAGCAACACAAUGUGAAUUUUCUAGAAAAGAGUUUACGGACGGUAUGACUGAAAUAGGGUAAGUAGAAAGCUGAAAAUUCCUAUACUUUUUAAUUUGUUUAUUUGUUAAACAGAAUUCAUGUUAUAAUAUAUGUACAGUACUAUCCAACCUGGGAUCGAGCCUAAGAUCUCCGUUUUAACCUACCAGCUUUACUGAACUACAUGGAUGCUCAUUUGAUGACUUUCAAAAAUAUUACAUGCAGUACAUCAAAUACGCAUAGGCAUAGGCAUACUAUUUUCGGGCAGUAUGUAUUUAAAAAUUGGGCAAUUGUACUUAAAAACAAACUAGAUAUAUAUGAUUCGUUUUCGUAAUAUAUGAAUGCAUGUUUCAAAAAUCGUUUGCCCUCCCCCCCCCCCCCUCCCAACUGGAAUUUUGUGGCUAUAACAACAACAAAAAAUGUUAGGUGGGCAAUAUCGCGAACGUGGGGCAAAUUUUUCGCCGUCCCCCUAUUUUUUCCUCCCCUACACCAAUGCCAAUGCGGGAAAUCCAGUCUACGACAAGCUCUGCAGAAUUGUGGAACAACUCGUGCUGAUUCAUGCAGGAACGAUUGUAUAUAGCUUGCUGCGUUUAGAAGUGUAGUAACCUACAUGGACAUCGCUAGUUAUUAUUCCUACACUGCUGAAAACUGCAAGAAAAAUAGAUAAAACACGUACAAACCGUUUUCGAACAGUACAGUAUGUCAUUUUUAAAGAUAUUCUUUAGUUAAAUUGUUGUGAUUUUAUUAAUAAUUGAUGAAAAACACAAACUAAGAAAAUCAUAAUGACAAAGCCAAAGGAAGAGGUCGUAGAUCUGAUAGAAAAUGCUCUACAAAACUGCUCAUGCAGUAUCACGUUGUUUUUGUCUGUUUUUAGAUGUGACUCAAUAGACCGAUUAAGAAGUAGAUUGUCCUUAAUAGAAAAUGAAAUAUCUGAUACUCACAAGUUUAAAGAAUUUUAUCAGUUCACCUUUAACUUCGCAAAAAAUCCUGGUCAAAAGAAUCUUGGUAAGGUGUUUGCAUAUCUGUAUAUAACAUUGUGAUGUUAUAUACGCCUUCUCUGUUUUGCUAGUCCCGUUUACGCUAUACACUGAAAGGGGUUGAAUUGACUACCCAUAUUUUCCCUUAUGUUUUAUUGGCAAGUGACAUUAAGGACCUUUUGUACCAACAGUUGACCGCAGUGUAAAUGGCGUAUAAAUAUAACUGCAUGAGGGAUCACAGGAAACUAUAUCUGGAAAAUAUAACACAAACGUCGACGACGAAGGGCCUUUGUCUGGAAGUUAGUAUCAUUUGUUGUUUUUCGACCCAAGCUGCUGGAGACCUUACCAUACAGGACGACAACGCGACGACGGCCAGAAUAAAAUCAUUCAAAUAAACGAUUGUAAAGAACGUUUGUGGACUAGUGUUGAUCGUAUCAAUUUAAUACUGUUUCAUAGUGGCUUUCUUGUUGAGAAAGUUCAACUGUAAUACUGAGCUAAUUUGCUGAGUAUAUCUUCUCGCGUCUUGAAAGGCAGGCGUUUUAUCCAAGACGUUUGUAGCUUCCCGUUGUAAACAGACCGUGGAUGACGUCUCAAACUCCCAUGGGAUAUUUAUUUCUUUUCUCAUUGUAUUACUAGCCGUCGUCAUCUCGUUCCCGCACCGUAACCUUUUUACUAACUUGCUGACGAAGGCCUUCGCAAGUUGUUGUUAUAUUUGUUCAGGUGGUUUGAUCAUUGCUAUCUACACUGGAAACCAGCAUUUAAGAACUUUAUAUAAAACUAACUGUUGGAGGAUUUGUGUGGAAGGAAAUCUCGAGUGUAAAUUUUACAUUUUUAAACUAAAUUAAACUAAACGUUGUUAUUUUUUAUCUAAUGUGAAAGAUAUAUAGGCCCUUUGGCAGGAAUCGAACCAGCGGCCCUGCGAUUCUGGUGCAGCACUUUUUAAAGGGCAUAUGACUUGAAAAUUGACGUUGUUAUUUUUUUAUCUAAUAUGAAAGAUCAUUGAAAACUGUAGAGUAACUUCUUUGACAGAUUUUUGUUUUCUUGCUUCGUUUUGGAGAUAUUUCAUUUUGUAUGAUAUGCAAAGCACCAACUUUCUACGUCACACAUGCAUAAUGACUUACUUUAAAAUGUUACAUAAUUUGUCACUAUCAAAUAUAUUCGCUCAAAAUGAAUGAUGAGCACGAGAUUUGUCAACAACGACACCCAUGUAGGUUUUCUUCUGAUUGUCUUUGCUGGUAUUAAAGAUAUACAGUUUUUAGGGUUAAAUCAUCAUGCAUAUGUGACGUAGGAAGUUGGUCCUUUGCAUAUCAUACAAAAUGAAAUAUCUUCAAAACGAAGCAAGAAAACAAAAAUCUAUCGAAAAAGUUACUCUACAGUUUUCAAUGAUCUUUCAAAUUAGACUAAAAAAAUAACAACGUCGAUUUUCGAAUCAUAUGCCCUUUAAAGUGUAAGGUGCAUUACUAAAUAUCAGAAUUUUGGGCAUCUCACUUAAUAACUUCUACAAAAACCCUCCAACAUUUAGUUCUAACAAUCCAUUUACCUAUAGUCCAGCCUAGACCUAGGCCUUCUAUUUUUAUUAUUUUUUUAAUAUUCAGCGCUUUUUCACAUGAAAAGACUGGGACUAGGUGAUUUGGGGGCGGGGCGGAGGAUGACGCAAGCGAAAAAAUAGAAGGCCUAGUGGAUUUCCCAACAACAAGGCUGAAACUGCCCUGGUUGCGAAAUGCCCAAUUAUUGCGUUCUCAAACAGAAUUAUUUGCAACUUAACAGCGAAUUUAAACCGAUACAGGUAAAAUAAACUCAUUUAUAGUAUAAACGUACUAUUUUUAUUUGUAUACACGCCUAGAAAAACGUUUUUUUAUCAUAAAGUUCGAAGCUACACUAUUUAUAUUAUGUUGCGAAAGGUCAAAAUGAGUCAAAAUAUUACUACAAAAUGAACUUAGUUUAGUCAUAAAAUGUUUUUAUAGUUAAUGUAAUAACUACUGGACAGUAUAAAUUGCUUUAGUUGUUGGUUUUUGAUCAAUUUCGGAUCACAAAAUUAUGGGGCUAAUUUGAGAACUUGUGAAAUCUACUAGGCCUUUACGAGGCAAAUGACCAUUGCGAUAAUCACCAGCCGAGUUUAGGCCUAGGUCUAGGCUGCCUAUAGUCUAUAGAAUCACUAUAUAUGUUGAACAGCAUUGAACUGUCACUGCAAUGAUAUUGCUUUUUCAAACAAACUUUUUUGGUAUCAUCUUUUAGAACUUGAAAUGGCUAUAGCUUAUUGGAAUAUUGUCCUAAGAGGAAAAUUUAAAUUUCUAGACCUUUGGUGUGAAUUCCUACGGG